AGUGGUUAUACAAUGAUGGCAGUCUCAAGGAGCCUCUCCUUUGUAUUUAGUAAAUUGCUUUGAGAAACAUGCUUCUUGAGUCUAUAUUCCUGGGGCAGUGCAUUUGAAGAUGGAAGGGCAAAAGAAAUGCCUAAAUGGGCAGGCAGCACAGGAUCCAGGCAAAAUCUGGUUGAGAGGAAAUCUGUUCCCGUGAUUAGUGAGCUUCCCCAGCCAGCCUGUAGGUGGGUGUGUUUAACAGGAGGAAGCAGUGGGGACCAGCCUGUCAGCCAGCCUUUCAGGCUAAUUAGCUCAGAAUACAACAAAGAUAAGUAAGCCUGAGAGGAGGGCCCUGAGGGUCUUUAGAUUCUGGGAAAUGUCUGAUUGGCAGAUGUUAAAAGGGAUUCUUUGGUAAUCCAGUGCAUCAAUGAACUGCACAAAUUCAGUCCAGAGCUGCAAGAAUUCAGGCAUGAGGACACUGUGCAGGAGGCUUGCACAGGCAGACUCGAGAUGGACAGAACCUUGGAAUCUCUAAGGCACAUCAUUGCCCAAACCUUGCCUCACAGAGACCCAGCUUUGGUCUUCAAAGACUUGAAUGUUGUGUCAAUAUUACAGGAAUUUUGGGAAAGUAAGCAGCAGCAGAGAGCCACGUUUUCCAGUGAAGGCCUGGUGGUCUAUGAGUCAAUGCCCUCCUCUGGGCCUCCCUUUGUGAGCUACGUGACUCUCCCUGGAGGGAGCUGCUUUGGCAACUUUCAGUGCUGCUUAAGUAGAGCAGAGGCCAGGCGGGAUGCAGCUAAAGUGGCCCUCAUCAACUCUCUCUUCAACGAGCUGCCCUCCCGAAGGAUCACCAAAGAGUUCAUCAUGGAGAGUGUUCAGGAAGCAGUAGCCUCUACCAGUGGCACUUUAGAUGAUGCGGAUGAUCCCAGCACAAGUGUUGGAGCCUAUCACUACAUGUUGGAGUCAAACAUGGGGAAGACUAUGCUGGAGUUUCAGGAACUGAUGACCAUUUUCCAACUAUUGCAUUGGAAUGGAAGCCUGAAAGCCCUCCGUGAAACAAAGUGCUCUCGACAGGAAGUCAUCUCCUAUUAUUCCCAAUAUUCUUUAGACGAAAAGAUGCGCAGCCACAUGGCCCUGGACUGGAUCAUGAAGGAGCGUGAGUCACCAGGAAUUCUCUCUCAAGAGCUACGUGCAGCCCUGGGGCAGCUGGAGGAAGCAAGGAAGGCAGGACAAGAACUACGGUUUUACAAAGAAAAGAAAGAAAUCCUGAGUUUGGCCCUGACUCAGAUCUAUAGUGACCCUGACCCUUCCUCACCCAGUGAUGACCAGCUGAGCCUCACGGCUCUGUGUGGCUAUCAUUAGCAAGACCAGGUCUCAGGUUUCCUGAGGACUUUCACAUCAGGAAUCUCAUUGAUAGAGGUUGUCAGAGACUUUAGCAUGAUAGUCACUACCUGACGGAUGUACUGCUCCCUACUCAUUCUGUUCACAGAAUGGGGAGGUAGGACUGGUCCAGACCCCAACUUCCUACUCCAUGUUUGUUUUCAACCAUGCCCUUAGUGGUUCUACUUCAGAAUGAAAGAAUGAUAAUAGAACUGCUCGGACAGUGUUAUUCAGGGUUUGAUCCAAUCUAAAGCCUAGUUGACAUGUGCCUUGUUUCACACAUAGGUCCAGUACAGAAGCUUCCAAGAAAACAGCAGCAGGACUAGGGAAGGCGGCAUGCUAACAUGUAUCCCUGGCUGUCCUGGAACUCACUCUGUAGGCCAGGCUAGCCUUGGACUCAGAGAUCUGCCUGCCUCUGCCUCCUGAGUAAUUUAAAGACAUGUGCCACCACCACCUAGCUGAUAACAACUUUUAAAAUACAUAAGAUUAAAUAAAUAGUACAAAUUAUUUGAAAAAAUGUACAACAGUCAGCAUAUUCUUGAGCACUCCUGAAAAUUAUUAUGUUCUCAUCAUUGUAAAAUUAGUUUUAAUAACAAAAUGAUCACAUAUCAUAUUUCUUAGACAAGAAGAAAUUAAGCUACAUAACUGCUCUAUUCCAAUAUCCUCAGAAGGUAAUUGUAUGUAAUGUUAGAUAGAUUUCAUCUUAAAAUGUUAUUUUAACAAAAAUAACAUCACUGCCCAUAAUGAGGCUAAAUGUCAUCUAGAAGAGAAGGAAUUGGAAUUUUAUUUGUUUGUUGAAUAAAUUUUUAAGUAAAAGAAA
Messenger RNA from Peromyscus leucopus (white-footed mouse), 2173 nucleotides. It is a transcript of the gene Lix1, whose product is annotated as limb and CNS expressed 1. The transcript has 6 exons. Bases 487 to 1335 code for a protein of 282 amino acids. Lineage: Eukaryota; Metazoa; Chordata; Mammalia; Rodentia; Cricetidae. The record is from RefSeq and is a predicted model, not a curated record. Gene Ontology annotation, cellular component: cytoplasm. Gene Ontology annotation, biological process: autophagosome maturation.